CAGCGCGAGGUUUGCUGAAGUGCGGGGACGCCGCUGGAGGAAUCGUCGGUGGACUCCGGGGUGGGCCGCGGCCGCUGCGGGUCUUUGAGAAGCCCGAGACCAGCGCGGUAUACCCUGGAGGCGGGUCGGAGGCUGGCCCGAGACUCCGCCCGCCGCUGGAGCUGGAAGGAAAGCAGGAAGAGCUGGGCUAGGUGUGCCCUUCGCUCCCUGCCUCCCCAGGCCGGCCCCAGCCAGUGGUGCUGGAAAAGGGGAGGGGUGGGGUGGGAUGGGGGUAGGUAGGGGUGGGGUCGGGGAGCAAUGGGGGGAGAUGCAGGUUAAAUGGGUUUCUCUGCAGAUUCAGUGUUGUUAAAUCCUGCGAAUUCACACUUUCUUAAAAAAAAAAAAAUGAAGAAAUUAAGGCUUAAGGAACUAGAAAGUCGCCUGCAACAAGUGGAUGGAUUCGAAAAGCCCAAGCUACUUCUAGAACAGUAUCCAACCAGGCCGCAUAUUGCAGCAUGUAUGCUCUAUACAAUCCAUAAUACAUAUGAUGACAUUGAAAAUAAAGUGGUUGCAGAUCUAGGAUGUGGUUGUGGCGUUCUUAGCAUCGGAACUGCAAUGUUAGGAGCGGGGUUGUGUGUUGGAUUUGACAUAGAUGAAGAUGCGUUGGAAAUAUUUAAUAGGAAUGUGGAGGAGUUUGAGUUAACAAAUGUUGACAUGGUUCAAUGUGAUGUGUGCUCAUUAUCUAACAGAAUGUCCAAGUCAUUUGAUACAGUAAUUAUGAAUCCUCCUUUUGGAACCAAAAAUAAUAAAGGGACAGAUAUGGCAUUUCUGAAGACUGCUUUGGAAAUGGCAAGAACAGCAGUAUACUCUUUACACAAAUCCUCCACUAGAGAUCAUAUUCAAAAGAAAGCUACAGAAUGGAAAAUCAAGAUAGAUAUUAUUGCAGAGCUGCGAUAUGACCUGCCAGCAUCAUACAAAUUUCAUAAAAAGAAAUCAGUUGAUAUUGAAGUGGAUCUAAUUCGGUUUUCUUUUUAAAAGCCUCUAAAGACAAAAGCAGCUUAAAACCUAAUUAAGAUGAAUAAAAAAAUGUUUUACUAA
This is a messenger RNA of Enhydra lutris kenyoni (northern sea otter), 1077 nucleotides long. RefSeq names its product methyltransferase like 5 (gene METTL5). The transcript is spliced from 7 exons. Gene Ontology annotation, biological process: rRNA methylation. The record is from RefSeq and is a predicted model, not a curated record. The coding region runs from base 319 to 1014 and encodes 231 amino acids. Gene Ontology annotation, molecular function: nucleic acid binding; rRNA (adenine-N6-)-methyltransferase activity. Lineage: Eukaryota; Metazoa; Chordata; Mammalia; Carnivora; Mustelidae.